UGGUAGGCAGAGUCUUACAGGAGGAGGAAGAGAAGGAAAUUCAGAUUCCUGCUGCAACUCCUUGGAGACAUCCAGACAUGAAGACCCUGAUGCUGUUAGGACUUGUGCUCUUGUGUGGCCAGUUCUCACUGAGCUUGGCCCAGGAGGAAGAACAAGGCUCAAAGGUCAUCUCAGAGGUUGCUGCUAGUAUGCAGAAUAGUCUGAAAAAUGCUGUGGAAGACCUCAGCAAGCUGGACUUGAUAAAAGAACUUGAGAACACACCAGUUAUUGGAGAUGUCCUGAAGACAACGAAAAUAAUUGUUGGGAAUAUAGUUUCGUUCAACAUUAACCAUGCCCAACUCCUGAAAAUUUCCCUUCAAGAAAAUCAAGACACAGAGAGUCUCUCUCUCAGCGUGCCCUUGGAUGUCUCUCUGAGUUUGAACACACGGCUUUUUAAGACGAUUGAUGUCUCUCUAAAUGCGAAGACAUCACUUGAACUCACAACUGAAAAGGAUGAAGAUGGAGGAGCUCACUUGGUUGUUUCCAAAUGUCAGACAAGCCCUCAACUUCUUGAAAUCUCAGCCAAGAGAACGGGGCUCUUUGGGCUGGGAGUAGAAGUAUCUGAGACCGUGAGCAACCUGGCUCAGCUGACGGUCAACCAAUUAGCCUGCCCUUUGAUCACAACUGCAGUAAAAUUGGUGCCUCCAGCACUGGUAGACAGCUUGCAGAAUGUGGUACGUGGGAACGUGAGUGUUACUGUGUAAUUCUUCAUUACAUGGACAAUAACUUCCCUCCUUCCCCAAGGGUAAGCCCCUCUUGCUCUUCUUUUCCUUCUGCCUGAAGCCAUUUAAAGCCAGAGGACAACUUACUGGAUCUCGUGUCUGAUGAGAAAAAUCCUUUCCCUCUGCUGACCCUUGCCAUGGUCUCCUUGCCUGGAGUUAUUGGAGCCACUUUCCUUGCGUGAAGACUCUCUCUGGAUGGUGUGUUCCUUCCACCUGCUUUUCCUUACAAUAAACUUCCCAGUAUUUCAGCAUGA
Messenger RNA from Phascolarctos cinereus (koala), 1015 nucleotides. Its product is annotated as BPI fold-containing family A member 1-like. The record is from RefSeq and is a predicted model, not a curated record. NCBI's taxonomy places the organism in Eukaryota, Metazoa, Chordata, Mammalia, Diprotodontia, Phascolarctidae. Gene Ontology annotation, molecular function: lipid binding. Gene Ontology annotation, biological process: surfactant homeostasis.